Molecule: messenger RNA, 2001 nt
Organism: Jaculus jaculus (lesser Egyptian jerboa)
Lineage: Eukaryota; Metazoa; Chordata; Mammalia; Rodentia; Dipodidae
Gene: Ctxn3
Product: cortexin 3
Exons: 7
Coding region: 760-1005 (81 amino acids)
Source: RefSeq, a predicted model, not a curated record
CAAGAAAUAAGCCUUAAUUUUCCUCCUGAAGUGCUUGCUGGAACAUUCUAGCCUGACAAGGUGGAGUUCCUGAGGGUGCGGAUUACUUGUCAUUAUCCUUACUGACUUGGAAAGCAUUAGCUUACGUUCUCAGAGGACCAUGAAAAAGGAGAAUCUAUAGACAAUGUUUUUGCCUUGAAGAAUCCCGUGGCCUAAAUUCACACUCACAUGCGUCCAGAGGAAUUGGCAAGGUCAUGGCAGUUACAAGAAGAGUCUCGAGUCACUACCCCAUCAGAAACAAUUGCAAGCAGCAGGAUGGAAGAAGGUUGUGAAGGAAAAUUCAUCAGCUGUUAACUGAGUAUUUUGCAAUGUGUACUCUCAAGAAAAUAGCGAGCCAGAGGCUGCCAACUUGCUCAGAGUCUGACCUGCCUGCUUUUAAUAAUUCUUCAGCGGGGAUCCUAAUUCCUAAGGAAAUGGAUCCAGUGUUUGCUCAGCCAGAUCCAGGGCUCCCCGGGACGGCAGCUGUCACUCCUGCCGCUGUCCCCGUGCAUUCCAGGAGGAAGACUCACGUCAGUGACCAUCAAAAUUAGACUUUAUUUCCUGAGCACACACCAAUGGGCCCGGCAGAGGAAGGACAGAGAUUUGCUGCGUGAUGGAGAAAGCCCGCCAGGACUAAAGGCUGACAUAACUGAGCUUCUCCAGGGAGCAGUCACCAUGAUUUCAGCGGACUGACGAUGGACGGAAGGGAAGCUGGGAGAUCCUGGUCUCUGGAUUCCCUGGAUGAUGGAUGGAGGACAGCCUGUCCCCUCACCCCUGGUGCCCCUUGGGAACCUAUCGGAUUCUAGCAUGUCUCUGGAACAGAAAACUACAUUUGUGUUUGUGAUUCUGCUGUUCAUCUUCUUGGGCAUCCUCAUUGUCAGGUGCUUCCGGAUUCUUCUGGACCCAUAUCGGAGCAUGCCAACCUCAACAUGGGCUGAUGGGCUCGAGGGCCUGGAGAAAGGGCAGUUUGACCAUGCCCUUGCCUAGUGCCAGUAGAGUGGCCUCUCCUGCUGAGGAGGAGAAGACCUUCAUGUUUGUGCAAAGAUUCUCUUUGGAUCAUGUUCUCAGCCAGUCAAAUUUUAACAACAUCUAACACUACAACUAUGCUCCAUUAGUGCAUAGACAUGCAUUUGAGUUAAAGAUCUUAUAUAAGGAUGAAGGGAAGGAAAGUUUGUUGCUAACACAAAAUAGGAAGGUAUACAUGGUUGGAUUUGCUCAAAGAAUGGCUGUCAUUAUAGGUGUAAUUGUAGCGCUAAGAGCAUUCAUACAAAGUCUUUGCUAUAAAAUGCCCUGCUCAAUCUAAGCAGAGAAUGAAAGGCUAGGAAUGAUCUGCUCUAGCAGGGAUGGAGGUUAAUGCCUUUGGUCCCAGCAUCAGGAGGCUGAGGUAGAGGGAUUUCUGUGAGUUUGAGGCAAGCUAGGGCUUGAAGUGAGUUACAGGUCAUCAACUCUAGGGCUAGGGUGACACUCUGGCUCAAAAAAAAAAAAAAAAAAAAAAAAAAGAAAGAAAGAAAGAAAAGAAAGAAAAGAAAAGAUCUGCUCUUCAUCUGAGAACAAUGCCUAGACGAGACUUUCUUGCUGUAGUCAAACCUUUUCAGUCUCAUCGCAUGGCAAUCCACGACCAUCAAGAGGAUGCUUAUUUUUUGUUCCAAAGCAGGGAGCCCUGGGAAGCACUGAGAGGCUUAGAAAAGAUGGUUCUUUCCUUGAUAACUAUGAGUGAAAAUGCUAUCAUUUUCGCUUCCAAAUAAAGCUAUAUUCAAAGACUACACACUUUCCAAACUAUUGACCAGGCUUAGUACAAUCUCUGUUCUUCUUACUAAUUAACACCUAUAGAGAACCUAUACAUGAAUUUACUUUCUUUACACAAGUGAUGGAAAUCCCACAGGUGACAAGUGCAGCUUUGAAAUUUUUUUUUCUUCAACAAAAUGUUCAUUGCAGAGAGGAGUAUGCAUUCUGAUCGCAUAUAGCUACCAAAUAAAACUUUUC